This is a messenger RNA of Cyclospora cayetanensis, 1701 nucleotides long. RefSeq lists its product as uncharacterized. The transcript is spliced from 7 exons. NCBI's taxonomy places the organism in Eukaryota, Apicomplexa, Conoidasida, Eucoccidiorida, Eimeriidae. The coding region runs from base 1 to 1701 and encodes 566 amino acids. The record is from RefSeq and is a predicted model, not a curated record.
AUGAAGAACACAGCGGCACUGCUACCCCCGGAGAAACGGCCAGAAUGCAGCGUGGAGCCUGCCCAGGGCGAAAGGGCUGUCGCUAGCGACAGCUGCAACAGCAACAGCCCUAGUGGCUCAGCCUCAAACGACGCCACCAAGAGCAACGCGCCUACGGAGGAAAGCGAGCAGCUCGAAAAAAAACCGUGCUUGCACACCAUCGAGGACGGCGGCAGCAACAGCAGCGGGGGGGGAAGGAGGAAGCGGGUGCAGUGGACAUGGACCGGAGGAAUUUCUGCUGUUCUUGUCGGCUCCUUUGGAGCGUGGUUCGCUUACGAAGUCUAUGAAAGUGCGUCUCCUACUCAGUUUCUUCCUGGGUGUCAGUCUUCUUCUGAGCCUCCAAAGCCUGCGGCUGGCCAAGCGCUCUCUCCCUCAAGCACGGCAGCCUCAACGCUCUGCCCUGCUGCUGCUGCUCCUACCACUUUGCAGACGCCUCCCAAAGUAGCAGUAGGCUUCUCUGCCCGUGCGAACUCUGCUUCAGACAUGAAUGUGGCAAAAGCCGAAUGGCGUAUGAGCCAGAAGCUGAAGACUCUGGCCUUAGGAGAAAAGGCCCCCCUUCGUGCCGUUGCGGAAAGCAGAUUUCAGACUGGGCUACCUCGGGAGAUGCAAGACAAUCUGGCCCUGUACUUUCUUCAGCUGGAUGUCGAUAAGCCAAAUGGCGUUCGACGAACGGACGCCCUAGCACUCGCUACAAUGGUAAGAAGGGCCUUGAGCGUAAACGCCACUGGGGUAGUGUGCGCAAAAGCAAGCAUAAAAGCUACAGAGUCCUGCUCCUCCUCACGUGCCUUGAGAAUAUCAUCCUCUGCAAUGCCUGUACACGAUUCAGGAGAAGCUUUAUCUGCCUUUUCGCAGGAGGUGGGAGAGCUUAUCGAGGCACUUGUGCUGCACGAAGAAGCCCAUCCAGAAGAAGCUGCUGCUCGAAGGCAGCAACCUCAAGAGGAGCAACCACGUGGAGGGACAGACGAGCAGCAGGAGAUGCAAAAUGCCGGGGCAGAAGCUGAAGUAACCGAUGCGCCCAAUACACAGAAAGGGGACUCCGAUGUUUCUACACCCGUGUUGCUACCUGGGGAGAACCCUCAAGAACGGGUCUUACGGCUCCUAAAAGAAGCGAACGAGCGAGCAAGGCCUACUGCGUGGACAGUACCCAGAAUGGAAAGCUUCCCGCAGCCGCUAGCCCCCCCUCUCCCGCAGCAACAGCCAUGGAAGGAAGUGCAACAGCAGGAAUCUUCGGAAUCUACAGAGCAACUGGGUGUCGAAGGUAGCCGGAAAGAGGCUCGAGAAGCGCUCGAGCUGCGCCUAGAGGUUGUUAAGAGGACCCUCAGCGACCUGCAGGCCCUUGGCUCUAGGCAAGUUGAUUUUAUGCAUUCCCACGAGGGUACCCGAACAGUUUGCAGCAUUGACGAAGGAUCUUGGGGGCCGGCAUGUACAGGUGAAUAUUUUGUUGUAUGUAACCCGGUAUUUGUACGCACAUAUAUGCUCUCUAACGGAGACACAUGCUUGACGAUAGUUUUACGCAUGCGCGCUCAUGCGUAUGUAGUGCAGCAUUCAUGGAAACCUGUCACACUCUGCGCAUCUGUAUGGACGCCUACACCUUCGCAUGUGAAAUAUAUUCGAGUGCAGUGUUCUCGUAUGUACCACGUGUGUUCGUGCAUGGAUACAUAG